Lathyrus oleraceus (garden pea) is the source of this 1627-nucleotide messenger RNA. RefSeq lists its product as uncharacterized. Lineage: Eukaryota; Viridiplantae; Streptophyta; Magnoliopsida; Fabales; Fabaceae. The record is from RefSeq and is a predicted model, not a curated record. Bases 364 to 1365 code for a protein of 333 amino acids. The transcript has a single exon.
UCUUUAUCUUUUCCUCAUCAUACGAAUAGCAUCAAAAGGGACAUAACAGCUAGUGUCUCUGUAAUAGCAGGCCCAAAAAGCAUCCUUUACUUUCCUUCACUCCCACCCAUUUUGCACCAUAAAAACAAAAGACAAACAUUUUUGUUCAGUAUCCUAGACUGAUAACCGAAGAUCAGUGAUCACUACUAUGUCCCAUCCCAUCUUAUUUCUCACUUUACCUCUUUUUAUAUUCCAAAUGUCCAUGCUUAUGUCACUCUCUCACCCACAUUCAAAUUCCUUUACCCUCUUAUAAAACCUUAAUCUUAUAUUUUUUUAUUCCAUUCCAACAUUCCUCCCAAACCAAAACUGUUGUUCCUUUCUUAAAUGGCAACAAAUGUUGUCCAAGAAAAACAUAACCAAUCACAAGAGGAAGAUGAAACAUUGUCUCUUUCUGAUCUUCCACUAUCUCUAAACAACCCAUGUAAAGAACAACACUCCGAAAUCAAUGAAACAACACAAGAAGAAUUCAAUUUCCGUUCAUGGGUUGGUCUCUUUUCAACCGAACCAAAAAUGUGUGUAGCAGAUGAAGUUUUCUUCCAAGGACAAAUCCUCCCAUCGUCACGUCUCUCGUUCAGCACAGAAGCUGGCUUAUCAUCCAAUGACCACGGUAAGCAGUUCAAAUCAAAGCAAGAAUCUUUGAGCUUUAACAACGGUUGUUUCAAUGAGUUUCGUAGCAAUAGUAGUACAAGUCAAAACUCAACCACAUCAAGUAGCACUAGUUCAACAACAACAACGACAACUCCAAUAGUAUCAAUUACAAAAACCAAAGUUAGAAACCAGUUUCACACACAUCCAAGUCCAAAGCCACAGUUAAAAUCAUCAUGUCCACGAAAGUCAAUAGCUCAAAGUAGAAAGUCAUCACUUUGGGAAAUUUUCCGUUUAGGUGUGGUCCCUACACCAGAAAUAGGACUGGAAGACCUAAAGGUUCGUAGCAGUAAUCAUAGAAACUGUGUAAGUCGCAACAGUAGUAGUAGUAGCAACAGCAAUAGUACUAAAAAUGGCCAAAUGAGUAAGAAGAAGAACGAUCAUGAAGGAAAGAGCAAUCAUGUUUUGAAACACUUAGUUGGUAAACGAGGUGGUUUGUUGAGUGGUUGUGAUUGUUCUUUUGAAACGGUGGUGAUCAAUGGUAGUGGUGUUAAAAGUGAUUACAAGACAGAAAGUACUAAGAAGCACGCGGUUAAAGAAAAAGUGAUGGAGUGGAAGAAACAAAAGCAAAGGCAAAAGCAAGGUAAAAAGGUUAUGUCACGUCGUAGAACCUUUGAGUGGCUUAAAGAAUUGCAUGCAAAUCAUCUUGAUGAAGAGGCUUUAUUGUCAAACUCGUCAUGAAUCAUAGGGAUGUCGUGUUCGUGUAAUCUGAAUCAUCUGAUCAUAACUCUAACGAUCCUUGAAUCCCUAUGACACUACGAUGAUGACACUGAUAGGUCAAAUUCGCCGUGAAUUAGAAAUAUAGAAUGCUUAUAGUUUAUUUUAGAUUUUUAGAUUAGAUUGCCUUUUGGGUUGUUACUUUUAGUUUACCUUUAAUUUGAAUUUAAUUAUAAUAUUGUAGUAGUGCAGGCUAAUCAAUCAAAAUUUGUUUAUUUUCUCGUGA